AGCUCGGCAUGGUGAACAUGAGAAACAAGCGUAUUCUUCAUGUUCGCCUGCCGAGCUGAAAAGUCCCUUUUCAGAAUGCCUUGCACAGUGCUGCCCCAGAACAUUUCGCACUGGGUCGAUGUAAAUCUGGGUAAAGGGUCACUUAGCCCAAGGUCUUUCUGGGGAGGCGACUUUGUGCACGCGACUUCGUUACGAUUGUUCCGGCUCGAGGCCGUACACCUAUAAAGGGAGAUAGAGUCGCCUCCUAUCGCCUAUCGAGCACUGAAUGAGCCCGUGAAAAGUGAAAGGCCCACUUCUCGACGAGUUCAUUUCACUUCGCUUGAUUACACGACCGCUCUCUUCAGUCACUGCAUUAACCUCCGGAGAAGCCAAGCUUCUCGGAGAUUUCUUCACUUCAGCUCAUUGUCCUCGGGAGAACUUGGAAGGACUCUCAUCACAUCUUGCUUGCCUAAAUUUGGCUUGCAAGACCUUCCGUGAGCCUGCGUGAGCUCAUAUAUUGACUAAUAUAGGAAGGCUCCAAUGGCUUCCGCCAAGUUCCUGAUUUUCGCCGCCGCAAGUUUAUGCAUAGCUACGAUGAAUAUCAAUGUAGCUGACGCAGGGUGUGGGGACUUCGUCAGCAGUUGCAGAGCUCCUUUCGAGCAUUCGCAAGGAUUUUUUAAAGCCACCUGUAUAACCGAUAGCGGCAGAUGGGUGGUGGCUUCCAUUAAUCUCGCUCCCCAUAUAGGAAACGUGAACGGAAAUAUGGUCGGCGGUAGUGACUACGAAGAAUCGUGCGAAAGCCUGGGAAUCAUCCGCUCCUCCUCGGACUUGAUCGUUACCGCUCGCUGCAAGAAAUUCGACGGUACAUUAAGAGACACCGGCUUCGAUGUAAAUAGGAGGAUCAGCAACAACAACGGGAGGCUCGUAUUUAAUAACUGCUGAUAAAGACGAUCCUUCCUCGACACCUCUUUUCUUCAAUCUUCUGAUCCAGGAGCAGAAAAUUAAGAUCGAGGUGACGGUAAGUGGUACGCGUAGUCCCCACCUUACAAAUCAUGGGUUACUGGUUCAGUAAUCUUCAGCACACAUCAGAUCACGUCAGUCAGUGGUCCAGUCAGAAUUCAGGCGAUGUUUCAACUUCACUUCACUUAACAGACGCAGGAGCUAAUUGCAAUUUGGUGGCAUUGCCAAGCAGUUAGUUGUACAAAUAGGACCUGGAUCUCCAACAGAUUAGAGCUCGUCUGGAAACUGUCAUGUAAUCGUACUGCAUGUGCGUUAGAGCGCGUGCAGAAACACACUCUCCACGGUCUUCGACCAAUUCUAGACACUGAUACAGCAUGACAAGAUGAGAAGGAACAUCGAGCAUCAUCCUCCUUUGAGAUCCUUCGUCACGAUUGUCGAAUCGAACUACAGAUUUCUGAUUUACCUUCCUUUGAGCUUUACAGAUGAAACAGCGCAGCAUCUGAGCUCAGCAUGUGGUGUGACUACCUUCUGAGAGGUUACUCAACCUCUCAAUCUCUACGAUUGAGAACUUUUUCCAAUCUUGGACCACGAUCAUUACCUUACAUGUCCAAGUGUACUCCGCG
Messenger RNA from Marchantia polymorpha subsp. ruderalis, 1562 nucleotides. Lineage: Eukaryota; Viridiplantae; Streptophyta; Marchantiopsida; Marchantiales; Marchantiaceae. The record is from the annotation of a GenBank genome assembly.